This is a messenger RNA of Daldinia childiae, 987 nucleotides long. RefSeq lists its product as uncharacterized. The coding region runs from base 1 to 987 and encodes 328 amino acids. NCBI's taxonomy places the organism in Eukaryota, Fungi, Ascomycota, Sordariomycetes, Xylariales, Hypoxylaceae. The record is from RefSeq and is a predicted model, not a curated record. The transcript has a single exon.
AUGAAAGUUGUUACCGCAACCCAAGAGACCUUAGAGGUUGACGAUACUGCUACACCUGUCGCUACUACUCCUUCUCAACCAAGCAUCGACGACAAUAAGCCCGGCGAGAUCACAGAUCCUGCGACAUCUCCGAAGGAGUCAACUGAGGACACCUCAACGGCACCUCAGAAGGCAGCAAAGCGUCAGCAAACCUCGACGUCUAUCCCACCAACCUCCUCGCGACCGACUGAAGCAGUCUGCCAUAGCCAUAGUGGUUUCACCAUUCAGACGUCUACUUUAUGUCUAGGGGAGCAAGGAGAAGGAACCGUAACAGCACCAAAGAGACCCCGGGGCCUUUCCACGUCACCUCCGACCAGUCCUCGUGCCCUCGAUACCAUGUCUAUAGACUUCCACCUCCCCCAGCACCAUCCCCCAUCCUCCAAUACCCCGUUACACCCCGUACACAUCGCAUGCCAAUCCCGCGCCUCUUCUCCUUCGCCUCGCACGCCCUCGAGAACAAGCCGCGCUUCUUCCCCAACUGUAGACGCCCUAGGACUACGGAUCAAGCGUCUUAACAUCCGGGGCCGUGCUGACGACGACGAUAUGGACUACUACAUCGACUCCGCUCCGAGAUCACCUGUCAUAACCCCGUCGACCAGACAGCGCCGCUGCGCUUUUAUUCACCGAAACUGCCCAUGGUCCGCGCCGAGUACGUAUAAGUAUAGGUCGCCGCUGCGGUCAGACCGAAAAAUCACUACAUCCCGACCCGUGACGCCGUCGCGGACGCAGAGUGCUUUGCGCGAGCGGCGUGUUCUGCGGUCUGUGCCGCAUAUGCACAUCUAUUCGCCACCCCGGCGUAUAUUCCGAAUUGCUAAGUGGAUUGGUCGGCAUCCUGUGCGAGUGCCUACGGGGCAGUCGACUGCUAGACAGACGGAUGUUAAUGCUAGUGCUGCUGCUGGUGUUGGUACUCACGAUGACGACGAUGUUUUCGCUAGUAAGUCUACCUAG